CCUUCCUCUGUCAUCUACUCCACGUCUCGUAUUCACUCUAUCCUCGCCACACUCCGAGCGCUUUCACACUCUCGACGCCAUGCCAGGUCCUGUUGUUGAAGAAAUUGAGGUUGAGAAGGCGCUUAAGGAUGAGCCAGUGGUGGAGGACGUGAAGGAGGAUGAGGAGCAUGAUGAUGAUGCUGAAAUAUCUGACGAUGAAGACGAGGAUAAGGAUGAUGGUAGCCCAGGUUCGAAUGAAGGUUCUAAGCAAAGCAGAAGUGAGAAGAAGAGCCGUAAGGCGAUGCUGAAACUUGGGAUGAAACCUGUUACAGGUGUUAGCCGGGUCACAAUCAAGCGAACCAAAAAUAUCUUGUUUUUCAUCUCGAAACCAGAUGUCUUCAAGAGCCCUAAUUCCGAGACCUACGUCAUCUUUGGAGAGGCAAAGAUCGAAGACUUGAGCUCUCAGCUGCAGACUCAGGCUGCUCAACAAUUCAAGAUGCCCGACAUGUCCUCCAUGAUCUCUAAGUCGGAUAUUGCUUCUGGAACCACAUGUCCAACGAUCGAAGAGGAAGAAGAAGAGGUUGAUGAGACUGGUGUUGAGCCCCGCGACAUUGAGUUAGUGAUGACCCAAGCAGGCGUUUCCAGGCCCAAGGCUGUCAAGGCUCUCAAGACUCACAACGGUGACAUUGUCAGCGCCAUCAUGGAGCUGACAACCUGAGCGGAUUUCUCGUCUCCCGCCAACUAUAAAUCGUUUGAAGCAUUUUUGUAAGGUUUCGUUUUAUUUUCUUCGAUUAGACAUCAUCGGGCAAUGAAACCGAGCUUUAUGUUCUAGAAAAUCAUGGUUUUUUUUUUUUUUUUAUUUUUUAUUUUUUAUUUCGACAAGAUGACAGACUGUUUUUCAUUGCAUAAUGAAAGCACGGUGAAUCUAUUUAACGA
Molecule: messenger RNA, 915 nt
Organism: Andrographis paniculata
Lineage: Eukaryota; Viridiplantae; Streptophyta; Magnoliopsida; Lamiales; Acanthaceae
Product: nascent polypeptide-associated complex subunit alpha-like protein 2
Exons: 4
Coding region: 80-697 (205 amino acids)
Biological process (GO): protein targeting to membrane
Cellular component (GO): nascent polypeptide-associated complex; cytoplasm
Source: RefSeq, a predicted model, not a curated record